ACCUUUGAACUGACUUUUUUAGGACUUUUAUUUGUUCAAAAAGUGAAAUCCCCUAAAAUUACCUAAGUAAUGUUAAAUCAAAUGCAAACUAGUAAAGUUAUGAAUAAAUUUUUGUGAUUUGUUUCCGUAGCACUUGUGAUUUUAAACUUCAUUAACUUAUAAAAAUGACAAGAGUACAACGUUUGGGAUACUUAUCUGCUCAAAAUUCAAUGUUCUUUUUAUGUGAUGUUCAAGAGAAAUUUCGAUUUAUAGAUUCUUUUCCGUUCUUCAUUAAAAAUGUUUCUAAGCUCCUUCUAGCCGGAAAAACUUUGAAUGUUCCGCUUAUUGUGUCAGAACAGAAUCCAUCGAAAUUGGGUAAAACAGUUUCAGAGCUUAACAUUGAUCAUGCAAUGGAAAAGUUUUCCAAGACCCAAUUUUCUAUGAUUACACCUGAAAUAAAAAAUAUUCUGGAUAAAUUAGAUAAUGUAGACUCAAUCAUAUUGAUGGGUCUAGAAAGUCACAUAUGCGUUGAACAAACUGCUAUGGAUUUAUUAUCAGAUGGAAAGUAUUCUGUUCACAUUGCCACUGAUUGUAUCUUGUCUCGCUCCACUGGAGAUCUUUUAAUGGCAUUAUCACGAUUGCAAAAUAUGGGUUGCAUCAUUUCAACUUCUGAAAAUAUCAUAUUUAAACUGCUCAAAGAUAAAAAUAUCUAAUUCCAAGUUCAAUGAAGUGCGAAAACUUGUAACGGAACCGUCAAAAUUUCCAGAUGCAUUAAGUAAAUUAUAAUAAAAAAUAUUAGUUUCUUAGAUUACAGUAUGUAUCAAUAUUUAAAUCAGAAUGGUGCUUGGAUCCUUGUUUUAGUCAUUUAAAAACUUGUUAAGAAAUAUAAUUAUAUACCUACUUAUACAUAAGAAGAUCAAAUAAAAAUGAUUUCAGUAAAAAAAUUCAAA
Molecule: messenger RNA, 929 nt
Organism: Clunio marinus
Lineage: Eukaryota; Metazoa; Arthropoda; Insecta; Diptera; Chironomidae
Source: the annotation of a GenBank genome assembly